This is a messenger RNA of Tribolium castaneum (red flour beetle), 517 nucleotides long. RefSeq lists its product as uncharacterized. Gene Ontology annotation, cellular component: dynein complex. The record is from RefSeq and is a predicted model, not a curated record. The transcript has 2 exons. NCBI's taxonomy places the organism in Eukaryota, Metazoa, Arthropoda, Insecta, Coleoptera, Tenebrionidae. Gene Ontology annotation, biological process: microtubule-based process. The coding region runs from base 71 to 388 and encodes 105 amino acids.
AAUUUUGUCAAGUGAUUGUAAAAUAAGCGCAAAGAAGUGGUUAUUUUAAGUUGGGGGUGUUAAUGGUAAGAUGGGCGAUGGCGAGGGACGCGAAAAGCCGGAAGAGACGAAAAAGAUCGUGCACACUUACCCCCUUAUAAGGCAUUCAGAUAUGCCUGAGGAAAUGAAACAAGAAUCAAUGGAGCUGGUGGUGACCGCUUGCGAGAAACACUCAACAAACAACGAAGCAGCCGCGAGAAUGAUAAAAGAGGAAAUGGACAAGAAGUUCGGGCCCCCUUUUCACGUCGUGGUGGGUGAGGGGUUCGGGUUUGAGAUAUCGUUCGAAUGCCAAAAUUUGCUUUAUAUGUUUUUCGGCGGCAACCUGGCCAUAGUGAUUUGGAAGUGCUAGUGAAACCACAAGUAUUAAUUAAAAUUAUUUAUUGGAUUAUAUAAAAGCUUCUCUUAUUAGUAUAUACUGUCUUUAUAAUAAUAUAGAAUAUUUCAGUCACUUUUAUACAAAUAAAAUCUAUUGACAUAA